GAAGUUUUUUAUUUCUCGAUCAUAUGUUAAAUUUGUGUUUUUCUGUCAGGAUGAAGACAAAGCUGGUGUUGGAAGCGGCCAUCGAAGAGAGAUUCGAGCCCUGAUUAAGGAAAAAGAUUUACAGAAAGCGACGAUCGAUGCUUACAAUGCCGAAAAGGAGCGUCGACGUCGUAUCGCUGAAAGACAGAAACUGUACAACAGUACUGAACAGCAGUUGGCGCCAGAGUCUAGCGAAGAACCACAAAAUAAAAAAUUGGUAUUAGAGGAAUACGGCGAUCAUUGUCGAAUUGAAGUGAAUCAAAAAUUGGCCGCGCUGUUAAAGCCUCAUCAAAUGGAGGGAGUCCGAUUCCUUUAUCAGAAUACAAUCGAAAGUAUCGAUAAAGUAAAAGAACCAGGCAGCGGCUGCAUUAUUGCACACGCGAUGGGAUUAGGCAAAACCUUGCAGCGGCUGUCGACCGACUGUCGUACCGACUGUAGCUUGACAGUUGUCGUCCGUUACCUCAGCCAGGUCGGCAGCGACCCCAGGUGCUGGGAAGGCACACCCGGUGUUGCAUGUGACAGUGGAAUGCGACUAUUUGACUUUUAUGCGUCAAAUGGUUUCGUUGUCGGAAGUUCGGUUGUAACUUUCCUGCAUACGAUAUUCAGUUAUGAGCAACUUGGAUUUCGGACUGCGCUAAUCGUUUCGCCAGUGAACGUUCUUCUGAACUGGAAAGCUGAAUUUGACCUUUGGCUUGACAACAAUGACUUAUCAUUGAAUGUCUGGGACGUUAUCAAUUUCAAAGCGCUUGAGGACAGGGAAAAGGUAUGCCAAGCAUGGCAACGGGAAGGAGGCGUGAUGCUCAUAAGUUAUUCGAUGCUUCGCUUAAUGGUACAGGGCGGAAAGUCACGCAAAAGCAAGAUCUUCGGCAAAAAAUUUGCUUCGCUUCUCUUGGAUCCUGGUAUGUGA
Soboliphyme baturini is the source of this 946-nucleotide messenger RNA. The record is from the annotation of a GenBank genome assembly. NCBI's taxonomy places the organism in Eukaryota, Metazoa, Nematoda, Enoplea, Dioctophymatida, Soboliphymatidae.